AUCCCUCUUAAUGUCCGUAGGAAGUGAUUUAAUGCAUAAAGAGGUUCAUUGACUAUAGAAAUGUGUCAAAUUUUGCAGCUUAUAUUCCUGCCUACCUUCUCAUUAUGCUGCGCGACAUCCUUGUCAAAAUAUAUGCCUUCGUUCAUUUAAUAAUGCAAUUUUAAAUAGUGAAAAUAGUAUACUAUUAUGUUUGGAAGCUUUCAGUUUCGCAGACUUUCCAGCGGAAUUACGCAGCCGUCGAUGAAACGAGUGUCUCAGGCGAUACACGACCUAACUCGCGAUGCCCUAGCACGUCGUGAUCAACUACGAAUUGAAGCUAUGACUCGAUAUGCAAAACAAUUUGUACGAAAAGAGAAAAAUAUCGCAGCUCCGCGACCGGUAUAUGAAGGACCGAGGAACGUAAGAUACUGGAUCACUCGUCGUCGCAGCGGGAUGCGAAAAUAGCGGCACCGGUUUAAAUAUGACUUUAAACUUUCUAGUUGUAUUAUUUGUUAGUUAAUCUAGAGGCAUAGACGGCAUAAUAGGUUAUCGGCAUACUUGCGGGAUUCUCUAUGUAGCACUUCUCAAAUCUACAUAGAAUACACCCCUAAGUGUCAUAUUUCAAGUCUAUCCCACGAUACAUAAUCUACCAAAUUGAAUUUUGGAAUUAUAAUUGUAUUAUUUCCUACAAAUUUGAUAAAUGAUCCCUAGUGUAUGCUAC
Babesia bovis T2Bo is the source of this 700-nucleotide messenger RNA. RefSeq lists its product as uncharacterized. The record is from RefSeq and is a predicted model, not a curated record. Bases 187 to 444 code for a protein of 85 amino acids. The transcript has a single exon. Lineage: Eukaryota; Apicomplexa; Aconoidasida; Piroplasmida; Babesiidae.